GUGCGCGUGUGAGCGAGCGGCCGAGCGGGCGGGCGGCGAGUGCGCCGGUAUUGGCAGCGGAGGAGUGGAGGCUGGGCGGCUCCGACUCCCUGACGCCAGCGCGACCAGAUCAAUCCAGGCUCGGGGAGCAAGCGGGCAGAGGAGGAGGCGGCGCGGCGUGGCGAGGAGAGCGGCGGAGCCCCGGCCGCGCGGGAGAGACCCCGGGAGCGCAGCGCCCGACCGGACCGACCUGGGGGGCCGCGGGACCCGCACCGGCCCUCGUGCGUCCGCGCGGAUGGGCGCGCCGCCGAGCCGGUGCUGACCCUGGGUUACUUUACAGAAGACUAGAAAUGACAAUUUCUACUUUACAGGACUCCAGACUAAGAAGCUAAAGAGAAGCCUAUGUAAAUAACUGUCGCCUCUCCUGCUGUCCUUUUUCGUUUGAAGACCCUUUGUUUCACAUAUCUGAGGAGUUUAUAACUAGUACCAUUAUGAAUGUGACAAGUUUAUUUUCCUUCACAAGCCCAGCUGUGAAGAGACUUCUUGGGUGGAAACAGGGUGAUGAAGAAGAAAAAUGGGCAGAGAAAGCUGUUGAUGCUUUGGUGAAAAAACUGAAGAAAAAGAAAGGUGCCAUGGAGGAACUUGAAAAGGCUUUGAGCUGCCCAGGGCAACCAAGUAACUGUGUCACCAUUCCCCGCUCGCUGGAUGGCAGGCUGCAGGUGUCCCACCGGAAGGGACUGCCUCACGUCAUUUACUGCCGUGUGUGGCGCUGGCCUGAUCUUCAGAGCCACCAUGAACUAAAACCACUGGAGUGCUGCGAAUUUCCUUUUGGUUCCAAGCAGAAGGAGGUCUGCAUCAACCCCUACCACUAUAAGCGAGUAGAAAGCCCUGUUCUUCCUCCAGUGCUGGUUCCAAGACACAGCGAAUAUAAUCCUCAGCACAGCCUCCUAGCUCAGUUCCGUACCUUGGGACAAAACGAGCCUCACAUGCCACUCAACGCCACCUUUCCGGAUUCUUUCCAGCAACCCAACAGCCACCCAUUUCCCCAUUCUCCCAACAGCAGUUACCCAAACUCUCCCGGAAGCAGCAGCAGCACCUACCCUCACUCUCCUACCAGCUCAGACCCAGGCAGCCCUUUCCAGAUGCCAGCUGAUACACCUCCACCUGCCUACCUGCCACCUGAAGACCCCAUGACUCAGGAUGGUUCUCAGCCAAUGGACACAAAUAUGAUGGCGCCUUCACUGCCCUCUGAAAUCAGCAGAGGAGAUGUUCAGGCAGUUGCUUAUGAGGAACCAAAACAUUGGUGUUCUAUUGUCUACUAUGAGCUCAAUAACCGUGUGGGUGAAGCGUUCCAUGCCUCCUCCACAAGCGUGUUGGUAGAUGGCUUCACCGAUCCUUCCAACAAUAAGAACCGUUUCUGCCUUGGGCUGCUCUCCAAUGUUAACCGGAAUUCCACUAUCGAAAACACCAGGCGGCACAUUGGAAAAGGAGUUCAUCUUUAUUAUGUUGGAGGGGAGGUAUAUGCCGAAUGCCUCAGUGACAGUAGCAUCUUUGUGCAGAGUCGGAACUGCAACUACCAUCAUGGAUUUCAUCCCACUACUGUUUGCAAAAUCCCUAGUGGAUGUAGUUUAAAAAUUUUUAACAACCAAGAAUUUGCUCAGUUAUUGGCACAGUCUGUGAACCAUGGUUUCGAAACAGUCUAUGAGCUCACAAAAAUGUGCACUAUACGCAUGAGUUUUGUGAAGGGCUGGGGAGCAGAAUACCAUCGCCAGGAUGUUACGAGCACCCCCUGCUGGAUUGAGAUACACCUGCAUGGCCCACUCCAGUGGCUGGAUAAAGUUCUCACCCAGAUGGGUUCACCUCACAAUCCUAUUUCAUCAGUGUCUUAAAUGGCCUCAGGCUUCUGCCUCCUGAAAACUAUUGAGCCUUGCAUGUACUUGAAGGAUGGAUGAGUCAGACACGAUGGAGAGCUGACAAAGGAGCCUUGAUAAUACUUGACCUCUGUGACCAACUAUUGGAUUCAGAAAUUUAAAAACCUUGGUAACAUACUGUUGAUAUCAAGAACCUGUUUAGUUUACGUUGUAAUAUUCUGUUGUAAAAUCAACUAAAAUGCAGACUUUUAGCAGGAUGUUGUGUGUAGUUAAAGAAGAGAUGGCCAAGCCAAGGACAAAUUAUCAUUAGAAAAAUGGUCCUAAGAGAUGCUUUUGUGUUUGGCACUUUAAGGUCAUCAUGUGGCAGAAGUUUAGCAUUAAUAGUCUUUCUGAAGUGUGUUUUUAUCAGGUUUAGAGCCCAUGGUGAGAUUUUUCAUGGGUUUUCAUAGUCAGAAUAAUGUUAGGCAUAUGCUCUUUGCUUAAUAUGUAUGUACAGAAUAUUUGGAAGUUAAGAAUUGAUUAGACUAGCGAAUUUAGGAAUAUUUGAGGAGGGGGGGGAGAGGGAAAUGACAACUGCAAAUGUAGAAUAUGCUGUAAAACUUCAGUUUGUUGCCUUAAACAAACUGAUGUCUGAAUUUUGCUGUGUUUCCAUUUUUUUUUAGAGAUUUUAUCCUACCUUUUUGUUUUGUUUUGUUUUGUUUUUUGGCAUUCUUCUAUGCCAUCCUCUCCAGAAAGUAGUUAUAUAGCUGGUUAAUUCAUUUAACGGUGAGAGUAAACGAGUAAUUCCUGCCAUACUGAAAUUGACUGACUGUAUAUUUCAAUAGCAAUUGUAUGGGGUGCUUGAAUUUAAUAAGCGGUUUUUAUGGAGUUUACAGAAAUAGGCUUUAAUUUUCAAGUGAAUUGUUUGCCAAACCAAGUAACUCUGUUAAAUAUUUGGAGGAUUGAAAGAACAUCCCUGUUUAAACUCGUUUCAAACUUUUUAAAAUUUUUUUGUACUAUGUUUGUUUUUUUCCUCUGUUAAUCUUUUAUAUUCACUUAAUGCUCUCAUACAUGAGUACUUUUAUUCCAAAAGUAGUGGGUUUUCUCUACUGGAAAUUUUAAAUAAACCUGUCAUUAUUGCUUACUUUGAUUAAAAA
This is a messenger RNA of Heterocephalus glaber (naked mole-rat), 2986 nucleotides long. RefSeq names its product SMAD family member 1 (gene Smad1). The record is from RefSeq and is a predicted model, not a curated record. Gene Ontology annotation, molecular function: RNA polymerase II cis-regulatory region sequence-specific DNA binding; DNA-binding transcription factor activity, RNA polymerase II-specific; I-SMAD binding. Gene Ontology annotation, cellular component: heteromeric SMAD protein complex. NCBI's taxonomy places the organism in Eukaryota, Metazoa, Chordata, Mammalia, Rodentia, Bathyergidae. Gene Ontology annotation, biological process: transforming growth factor beta receptor signaling pathway; regulation of transcription by RNA polymerase II; anatomical structure morphogenesis.